Messenger RNA from Prorocentrum cordatum, 4339 nucleotides. The record is from the annotation of a GenBank genome assembly. NCBI's taxonomy places the organism in Eukaryota, Dinophyceae, Prorocentrales, Prorocentraceae.
CGCUGGUUCGUCCCGACUGCGUGUUGGCGGCAGUGGCUCCGGACCCGGGGCCGCCCGGGGGCUCUGCGGCUCUCGGACUGGGCGAGGUGCCCAAGGAGCUGGCGGAGAUCCACCUGGCGGCGGUCCGCCUGGAGGAGCGGCUGGCGUGGCUGCAGACGGCGCUCGAGGAGGAGGAGUUUAUGCGUGAGCUCGGACCGGACAUGCGGUUCGCUCUUUGGUAUGAGGACGACACCUACUGUCACGAGCGGGUAGCGCAGGCUGUUCACCUCGUUUCCGGCGCGGAGCUUCUGGAUCCGAUGAAGGGGCACUUCUACAGGUUAGGUGCCGCGCUCGACGCGUCCGAGCUGGUGGCCAUCACGCUGCAGCUCGUGCCGCUGGUGGUGGAUGACGGCCGCGCGGCGCCAGGCGUUGCGCCAGGCGCGGCGGCCCUGCCGCUGGCCGCGCCGGCUGCCCCGCCAUCGGACGUCACGUCGCUGAUCAUCGACCCGGUGCAUCCCCAUUUCGGACGAGAACGGCACCCGUCCACUGAUGCGGAGAUGGCGGGAGAAUAUGCGAGGGCUCUAGAUGUCAAUCGUCGGCCGGUGCCAGUGAAGCGUGUGCCGAUCUCCGACGUCGUGACCUUCCUUGACACGGUGCACAUGCGGGUGCCCAAAAUCUUGGAUGACGAGGCUGCCGCCGUGAAGGCGGACGGAGGGCUGGCGGGCCGUUUGGGCGAUGCCUUAGACGGUGGCACGAAGACGCCCCCAGCCGGUGAGGAUGCGAGGACCCUGACGGUGAGCUACGACGAGCGCGGGGAGCGGCACCAGGACUGGCGGUCAGUCUGCGCGGAGAUCUCGUACAGCCAUUUCGGUGACUGGGAGAAGUACCAUGAGGGGCCUCCUGUGACGUUGUCGUUGCUCAAGAACAUCCAGCGUCAGGGAGGCGACCCCCGCCUGUUCUUUCCCAUCUGGCGUCGAGAUUCGGGCGUGAGCCCGCAGGGGCGCACGGGCGUCGAGUUGAAGCUGCUGCUGAAGAGCCUCUACCUGAGCGGCUGCUACGACCAGGUCAACGGCCCUUCCUUGGCGAGCGUCGAGGCCGUGUCGAGGAGGGUGUGCCAGACCAUCGAGGCCUACUCGACAGGGGCCCCUGGCCGCGCCGACUGGGAGGGCGUGAAGCACUUCAUGCCGCUGACCAAUGUAACCUCAGUUGUGCCUCCAGAGCUCCGCUCUCGCGCUCAUCGUCGUGCGAAGGAGGAGGUGGGGAUCGAGAACAUGCGACCGAAGGCGCGUGGCCUGCAGUCUGCCGCGGGCGUCAAGGGCGGUCAGCCGACCCUCCCCGGCCCGGGAGGGGGCGGCCGAGGUGGCAGCCCUAAGGGCGACCCGAAGGGCGGCGGACGUGGGGGCGGCCCGCAGGGAGGGGCUGGCGCGGAGGCGGGGAAGGCCUCGGGCCUGAAAGGCCAUUUGCGACGCCUGAAUGCAGACGUGAACGCAACUGUGAAGGCUUUGAAUUGGAUGGCUGGGGGUCGGCGUCAGCCCGAGUACGGGCCACCGCGCACCCCAGAACAGGCUAGUGUGCAUGCGCGCGUGCGAGGAAGGAUUUUGUCCCUUUUGACCUCGGACGUCGCGAUCCCUAGCCGGCGAGCGGCUUUUUUGGAGCUGCUGCACGGCCGAGCUGUGUAUGAUGCAGAGCCCGGUGGACACGACCUUGCCAGUUUCUCCAAUGUUGCCUCUGUGAGCCUACCUGACAGCCUCGUGGGCGCCCCCUCGGUGCAGGAGGUUGUGGGCCCAGAGGCAAGCCAAUGCUUGGGGCAGAACUACGAGCGCAUGCUGCGCCCCUCUUCGGACUUUUUGGAGCGACAGGAGUCAAUGCCCCCUAUAACUCCCUAUUGGGAUCCUGUGCUGGCUCGGGGCCGCCGCAAGUUUCUGCGGCUGAUGCGGGCGCUCUUGCGGGUCGGGCUGGCCACGCUUUUGCCGGCGGGCUCGUCGCAGGAGCAAGUCGGUAUGUUCUUUGUAAAGAAGACCGGCAAAAGGGUCUUCAGCUUCGUCGAGUCGGACACGGGCCACGAGAAGGGGGCGGUCCUGGAAGGCUCAGGGGUCUGUCAUUACAUCUACGUCGACAACCUGGGCGUUCUCUCAUGCGACCCCUCCCACACAUCGACUCUUCUGUCCGACGCGGCGGCCCGCUUUGAGGAGGCGGGUUUUGUAACCCACGAGCAUGAGGUGAGCGUCAAUUCCGUAAAGGCUCUUGGGACUCACGUGGAUCUUGAGAAGUUUGGAGUCUCGCUCGCACCUGCUAGGCUGUGGAAAGUGCGUCAAGGGGUCCUUUACGCCCUGUCGUGUCGGAAGCUGCCCGGUCGGGUCUGGGAAGUGCUGUUGGGUCACCUCGCAUUCUGUGCGCUGAUCAAUCGUAGCAUGAUGAGCGUUUUCAGGAGUAUCUACGCGUUCAUGAACAAGUACUACGCUACGCCCAUGCCUUUGUGGGACACAGCUAGACAGGAGAUGUCGGCUGCAGCCUCUCUGUUGUUCUUGAUGGAUGCUUCGUGGACUUUACCCUGGUCCCCAAACGUCGUGGCGACUGACGCCUCAGAGGAGGGGUUCGGGGCCACGGUCUCGGAGUGGGACACCCAGGACGUCUCGGAGGUGGGGGGGAUCUUGGAGAGAGGUCCGUGGAAAUAUUUUGACGAGGGUAUCUUUGCCUUGGAAGCCAGAGCCCUGCUGUUGGGAUUCCAGGCGCUGGUGAGCGAGUACAAUGUCAGAAACGCGAGGGUGCUCUUCUUGGUUGACAACGUGGGGGUAUGCCUGUCCUUCGCCAGGGGGCGCACCACGGACUUCAGGCCGACCCGUUCCCGUCGCCUACCGCCCGGGGAUAUGCUGAUGGCGAAGCUCGAGCAGGCUCCGAAGGAGCACAACGCGCCGGCCCUCGACGAGCUGAACGACGAGGAGGCCUCGAACGUGGUCGAGGAGAGCGACGCGACCUCCGACGCGGUCCAGGUCCGAGCGCGGCCGGCCCGCCGCACGCGAGUGUUGGCGGCCCCACGUCUAAAGCGAGCACGCCAACCCGUGGAAGCGAGCCGCCUACAAGGACUGGGCCUCUUGCCGCUGGAGUCGAGCGCGGUGCAGGCGAAGACGGAGAUCCAGUACCACGAGGAGGUGUACACGUGGCGAGCUCGGGCCCGCGAGUUGGGCGAGCCUCUCGGCGUGGCUGUCGAGGUGGACGCCUCGGUGGGGCGGCAGCCUCAAGAGCUUUUCGACCAGGGCGAGAACCUCAGCAAGGGCGAAAAGCUCGUGGCCGGGUUGGAGCAUUUCCUGCCCGAUUUCAAACGCCACGGUGGCCUUCAUCUAUCCCGCUGUUAUCGAGCCUUGAAGGAAUGGAGGCGCCGCCGUCCGCCGCGAUCGCGCCGCCCCCUGGCCUUCAGCAUCUGGGCGGCCAUCAUUUGGGAGCUGUGCCGCGCCAGCUGCUGGAACAUGAAGGUCUACGCGCUGUUCAUGCCGGUGACGUGCAUGCGGCCGUCGGAGCCGCCGAAGUUGUUGAAGGGGGAUCUCUUUGCGCCAGCGCGCAGACUCUCUGCCUCAUGGAUCUGCUUCGCUUUUCGGCAGGAGCGGGGAGCGGCGUCCAAGACAUACGCGACGGACGAGAGCAUCGACCUGAGUUGCAAGUGGGUGCCCUACCUGUCGUCGGUGGUGGCGGCGCUCCGGGCUGGGGGCCCGAAGUCCAAGGUCUUCAACUUCACGUGCAACAGCUACACGCACCAGUUCAGAAUCGCCUGCAAGAAGCUCGGGCUGACGGCCGUGCCUUAUCAGGCAAGGCACUCAGACGCCUCCAUCGACGCCGCCAUGAAGUACCGCACAAGAGCCGAGAUCAAAAGCAGGGGAAGAUGGAAAGCGGACAGGUCGGUGUUGAGGUACGACAGUAUGGCCAAGAUCGUCGAGAGCGUGGGCAUGCUGACCGGCUCGUUGGCGUCUCACGUGCACAGGUGCGAGCUCCAGCUCGGGGCCCUUUUGUGCGGCCAGAUCGACCCCUCGGCCAUCGCGCCGCCCGUCAUCCAGUGCAGUAUCCGAGCCCGCCUGUGGGACAAGUCCAUCUCUGACUCUCUGGGCCUCACGGUCCUGAAGAAUAUCCAGCUCUUGUGCUCAGAGGCUAAAAGCAAUAAGCUCGUGGCGGCCAUGAUCGCUAUUGAAUGCCGUUCGUGGGGUGUUGCACGCCGCAGAACCAAUGUAAUGCGCUCGCGAUCCGAGCCCUGGGGAGUUACCAAGCCGGCCAAACCUUUCUCGGUCAACGACGUGGAAGCCCUCAGGACUGGAAACCUCCACGCCCGCAGGAUCCUCAAGCUUAUCAAGUGCAUCCAUGUUCUCGGUAUCCC